AUGCAAGAACGAGAGAAAGAAGACAUUACCCCAAAAUGGACUAAAGUUCUUCUGAUUGUUCUGGGUUUCUCUCUUGUUAUUGCUCUCGGAGGUCUCUGUGCUUUAGGCAUCCUUUAUAAUAAUACACUUGCUGAUUUUGAGUCGCUGAAUGAGAAGCACUUCAUGGUUUCAAUGCAACUGUCAGCUCAAAUGAAGAACAGCACAAUCAUGAAGAAAGAGUUUAAAGAUCUUACAGCCAGAUACAGCACACUUAGAGAAUGGCUGUCCUUUUACGAUGCUCAUUCUUGUAAUCUCUCUGUGGAUGGCUGGAAAGCUUGUCGCGGAAAGCUGUAUUUAUUCAGCUCAGAUAAACUGAACUGGUCAAGCAGUCAAUAUCUCUGUGUUUCAAAAGGAGCCGAUCUGGUCACCAUAACCAGCCAAUCAGAACAGCAUUUUCUGGUCUCUAAAAUUAAAGAGAUGCACUGGAUUGGUCUCAGUGAUCUGGAAACUGAAGGACACUGGGUUUGGGUGAAUAACCAAACUCUCAAUGAAACUGGAGUACAGUUCUGGUUCGGAGAGGGGCCAAGAGAACCUGAUAACUGGAAACAGGAUCCGUCAGGAGAGAACUGUGCUAGUCUGGGAGAUGAGAAUGGCAACUUUCAAUCUUGGUUUGAUGCUUCUUGUAAAAAAAAGAGGAAGUUUGUCUGUGAAAAGAAAUAUUAA
Onychostoma macrolepis is the source of this 702-nucleotide messenger RNA. Its product is annotated as C-type lectin domain family 4 member F-like. The record is from RefSeq and is a predicted model, not a curated record. NCBI's taxonomy places the organism in Eukaryota, Metazoa, Chordata, Actinopteri, Cypriniformes, Cyprinidae.